This is a messenger RNA of Vitis riparia (riverbank grape), 933 nucleotides long. RefSeq lists its product as uncharacterized. Gene Ontology annotation, molecular function: zinc ion binding; nucleic acid binding. The coding region runs from base 1 to 933 and encodes 310 amino acids. The record is from RefSeq and is a predicted model, not a curated record. The transcript has 2 exons. Lineage: Eukaryota; Viridiplantae; Streptophyta; Magnoliopsida; Vitales; Vitaceae.
AUGAUACUUUCUUGGCUAACUCAUGCUGUUGAAUCGGACAUUGCUGAAGGAAUUAUCCAUGCUAAAACAGCACGCGAAGUGUGGGUUGAUUUACGCGACCAGUUUUCUCAAAAGAAUGCUCCAACGGUUUUUCAAAUACAGAAAUCAAUCGCCACCAUGUCGCAAGGAACGAUGACAGUAGCUGCAUAUUUUACAAAGAUCAAAGCCUUAUGGGACGAGCUUGAGACAUACCGUUCCCCGCUGACUUGCAACCAACAGCAAGCACAUCUCGAGCAAAGGGAGGAAGACCGUCUUAUGCAAUUUCUAAUGGGUUUGAAUGAGUCAUAUAAGGCAGUGAGAUCCAAUAUUUUGAUGAUGUCGCCAUUGCCCAAUGUCCGUCAAGCAUACUCUUUAAUUGUCCAGGAAGAGAUGCAACGGCAAGUUUCUUCUGAGCCAACCGAGAAUUUCUCAAUAGCUGCCGCAGUCCCGGGAAAAGGAGGUAAUCCAAGACAGAAAAUGUGUGACCAUUGUAACAAAUCCGGACAUACCAUAGAUGAAUGUCGGACUCUUAAAUUUCACUGUAAGUUCUGUGAUAAAAGAGGUCACACGGAGGAUAGAUGCCGACUGAAAAAUGGGAGCAAUAACAAAGCGGGACAAUUCCGAGGACAACGUCCUUUUGGUCGUGGGAAUCAGCCCUCAGCAAACGCGACAGAAUCCCAGGAAAUGUCUGAUUCGACUUCUUCUAGUACAGUCCAGGGGUUCACUACAGAACAAAUACAACAGUUGGCUCAAGCAAUUCGUGCAUUAAAUCACAGUAAUUCCGGUAAUAUUGACGCAUAUGCAAAUGUUGCAGGUUUGAUUCCAUCAACUCUUGUGUCUGUUAAUUCUAGUAGUACAAGUUCUUGGAUUUUGGAUACAGGACUUGGUUUCGGGGAAGAUGAUUGGCUCGGGUAA